AUGGGCACCGCCGCUUGUGACCGUCGGAGCGUCAAAGACGUACUUUACGAUGCCAGUGCCGGUGCCGCCGCGGGUGCAAUAGCUGCAACUUUUGUCUGUCCGUUGGAUGUAAUAAAGACAAGACUUCAAGUCCAUGGUCUGCCUGAACUUCACCCUUCCCACAAAGGAAGUGUUAUUUUGACAAGCCUACGGAACAUUGUAAGAAAUGAAGGAGUGAAGGGAUUGUACCGUGGCCUUUCACCAACAUUGACAGCAUUACUUCCAAAUUGGGCAGUUUACUUCACUGUUUAUGGACACCUCAAAGAGCUGUUGCAUUCACAUGAGGAUAGAAAUGAUCAGCUUUCAUUUGGCUUAAACAUGAUAGCUGCUUCGGGAGCUGGGGCUGCAACAUCCAUUGCAACAAAUCCGUUGUGGGUUGUUAAGACACGACUUCAAACACAGGGAAUGAGGCAGGGCGUUGUUCCUUAUAAGAGCAUUUUUUCUGCUCUGAGGCGCAUUGCACAAGAGGAAGGAAUCCGAGGAUGGUAUAGUGGCCUUCUGCCUUCCCUGGCUGGGAUUAGUCAUGUUGCUAUUCAGUUCCCUGCAUAUGAGAAGAUAAAAUACUACUUAGCAAAACGGGAAAACAAGAGCACCAAUGAUCUAAGCCCUGGGAAAGUUGCAAUUGCCUCUUCAUUUUCAAAAGUGAUUGCUUCUGUUUCGACUUACCCACAUGAGGUAGUGCGGUCGAGGUUGCAAGAGCAAGGACAAAUGAGGAAUUCGGGGUUGCAAUAUGAUGGUGUUCUUGAUUGCAUUAAGAAGGUUUUUGAAAAGGAAGGUCUUAAGGGAUUUUAUCGUGGUUGUGCUACUAAUCUUUUGCGAACGACUCCAUCUGCUGUCAUAACUUUUACCAGCUAUGAGAUGAUACAUAGGUUUUUGCUUCGCGUUUCACCUCCAGACGAGAGGCACUCGGAACCACAACCGAAACCUGAAGGCCAAAUCAAGUUCCACAAGGAAACUGUAAUUUAUGGAGAUGACCAGUCUAAUAACCGGAGUAGUUUGGUUCCUUUGGAAAAACUCUGA
Molecule: messenger RNA, 1059 nt
Organism: Fraxinus pennsylvanica
Lineage: Eukaryota; Viridiplantae; Streptophyta; Magnoliopsida; Lamiales; Oleaceae
Source: the annotation of a GenBank genome assembly